Molecule: messenger RNA, 3248 nt
Organism: Coregonus clupeaformis (lake whitefish)
Lineage: Eukaryota; Metazoa; Chordata; Actinopteri; Salmoniformes; Salmonidae
Product: sialin
Exons: 10
Coding region: 1520-3073 (517 amino acids)
Biological process (GO): monoatomic anion transport; transmembrane transport
Molecular function (GO): transmembrane transporter activity
Source: RefSeq, a predicted model, not a curated record
AGAGAGCAGUAGGAGUAGCAGUGUUUUCAGUGGUAAUCCAUGUUUCCGUCAGCGCCAGGAUUUGAGUCUGUCCAUGUGUAAUGGGAAUUUCUUGGUGAACAUAAAGGAGAGAUGUAAUUGAUCAUAUCAAUCAAAAUCAUUUUGGUUUGAUUACAAGUUGCAACAGGGAGACGCCUCCAGCACACAAGCAGAGAAAAUGUCUAACAUGCCUCUUGGAGACAGGCCUGUUAUAUUCUAAUCAGACAGCACCAAGUGUGCUGUAAACACCAGCCCGAGAGGCUUGUACGAAGUCAAAACAAAAGACAGUGACUUUGCCAGCAGCUACAGAAUCAUACAGUGUGCAUAAUGUCGUCAAUACUGUAAUAAUCAGUGUGUCCUCAGUUCUUGUGCCUUCAGUAGCUCUGGCGUCAAUCACUAUCAAAUUAUAUGAGAAGAAUCCAUAACACUGAGUAACAAAUGUAGUGACCAUCAACUCUUUAAAAAAUGUGUCACAAAUAGAACACUGGUAAUCAUAUGUAUUACAGAACAGGAAAAACAUAUACAUAUGCUAAGCAUUGUGUUAAUCACUCUAAACUGAAUAAGAACUUUAUUCACCUUAAAUUUCCCCACUACACCAUGUCAAGAGGCAUUACAUUAUGUCAUUCUAUUCCACCCCCCUCAUCAGCUGAACUGCGUAACAUAUAUUAUCUGUUCCUCCAAUGGUAACCUGUGAAAGUUUUAUUCGUCAGCAGAUACACUAGGAUCACAUCUGCUUUUGGUCAGUCUGCACAUGUUACAGUCAGAGUGGAGGAGAGGCCAAGGCUACUGGUUUAUUUCAUUAGUGGACAGACCUCUAUUCUGUGAUCAGAUUUAUUGCGUACUACUUGUCCAGCUCUAAAAAUCAUGCUUCUGUGACUGACUUUACAUAGGCCAUAACUCACCAGCCAGCGUAAUACUAUUUGGAGCAUCAUCUGCAGAAGAAGAAGAACGUAUGUAUGAUGCUCUCAAGUCCUAUGAUCUAGGUCUAGAACCUCAAUAACAGCAAGUGAGUAACUUUCUGGUCCAACCAGUCCAACUUGUGGUAAUUGGUCAAACCUUUUUCUCUAUCUAAACAUUCCUCAAUAUAAAGAGCAAAGCCUAAUGUUAUAAUACCGGUACAUGUCUAUGUUGGAUCUCUUUGACUUAGUCAGGUGUUUUGUAAUUGUUGCACAAUCUGCCAUGGAUUUUUUAAAAGUCAGUAAGUUGUUAUCGUCUGUCUAUUGUAGCUAAAGAACUCAAUGCUGUUGUCUUGGCAUGCUGGGUCAAUUACAUUGAACACCAUAAGGACCAUUGACCUGUCUAGUCAUGGUCAUUAUCACAUCCAGCCUGUAUCUGUAGUCUGUAGUCUUAACACGUCCGUAUGUAUGUGUGUGUGUGCGUGUGCGUGCAUGAGACUGAAUGUCUAGCAAUUUUUCAUGCUGACUCUAGCUCUUUCUCUAGGUGACCUCAGAUCACACACACCUCAUUCCUCUCUCUGGCUGUCACCUGACUGGUGGUUGCAAUGGCUUUACAAAAUGGAUACUCCAUCAACUCCUCCCCACUGGACGAGAGUGGAGAGGCCACACCCCUACUUAAAAAAGAAGUGGUGGACGUUGAUGAUUCAGUACCUCCACAAUGUUGCUCUGCACGCUGCAAUCUGGCCAUCAUGAUGUUCUUUGGAUUCUCCGUUGUCUACGGUCUCCGUGUCAAUCUAAGUGUUGCCAUGGUCGCCAUGGUCAAUGGGACCAAUAGCCAACCAUCUCUCAACAGCUCAGGUGGCCAUGAGUGCCCAGUGUCCUCCCACGGGUACGACAAUGGCAGCCAAACACCAGACCAACCAGACGGGAUACCUCAGUACUCGUGGGAUUCUUCGACUCAGGGCAUGCUGCUGGGGGCCUUCUUCUUUGGCUACCUGGUGACGCAGAUCCCCGGGGGUUACCUGGCCGGACACUUUGGGGGGAGUAUCUUCCUGGGGGGAGGGGUGCUGGGCACCGCAGCCCUCACCCUCCUCACCCCCCUGGCAGCCCAGCUAGGACCCUACUGGCUGUUUGGUUUACGGGCACUGGAGGGAUUUGGGGAGGGGGUGACGUUCCCGGCCAUGAUGGCCAUGUGGGCUUGCUGGGCUCCCCCUCUAGAGAGGUCUCGUCUUAUGACCCUGUCGGGGUCAGGGGCCAACUUUGGGGCCUUUGUAGCCCUGCCCCUCACCGGCUUCAUCUGUCACAGUCUGGGCUGGCCCGCUGUCUUCUACAUGUGUGGGGUUGCUGGUUGCAUUUGGGCAGUGUUCUGGUUCAUUCUGGUGUCGGACCAGCCUGGCACUCAUCCACGAAUCAGCACAAGAGAAAAAUAUUACAUCAUCAACUCCAUAGGAAAAGAGGGUGGUGGCCAUGGCUGGUCAGUGCCUUUGUUACCCAUGAUGCUCUCUGUUCCCCUGUGGGCCAUCAUAGUGUCUCAGAUGUGUGCCAACUGGGGUUAUUACACUCUGCUCACCUCACUACCCACCUACAUGGACACGGUGCUUCACUUUGACCUCCAACAGAAUGCCUUUCUCUCAGCUCUGCCCUUUCUGGGUGGCUGGGCCUUCUCAGUGAUAUCAGGUGUAGUAGCAGACAGCCUCCUGGAGAAGGAGCUGUUGAGCGUCACAGCGGUCCGCAAGAUCUUCACUAUCACAGGUCUGCUGCUGCCUGCAGCGUUCCUGGUUGCUGUGGGCUACUCCGGCUGCAAUGGCGUGUUGGCUGUGACCUUCCUUACCCUCUCUACAACUGUAGGAGGCACCAGUGCAGCCGGGAUCUUCAUCAACCAGAUAGACAUUGCUCCACGGUAUGCAGGGGUGCUUUUAGGAAUCACCAACACUUUCGGAACUAUCCCAGGUGUGGUCGCACCCAUCGUCACGGGUUACCUCACCAAAGAUCAAUCCCUGGCGGGAUGGAGGAGUGUGUUCUGUCUGUCGGCCGGGAUCAGCGCCGGAGGAGCUCUCAUCUACACCUUGUUUGGCACCGGGAAGGUCCAGAAAUGGGCCCUGGUAGAGGAGGAUCAGGAGCAGGCAGAAACAGAGAGAGACAGAUUAAUCACUACAUGACAGACAGACAGGCAGCCAUGACCUAAAGCAGGUUCCCCAACUGGCGGCCCGCGGGCCGAAUUUGGCCCACGGUGGUUUUAUUUGGCCUCCCCAUGUUUUCUGAGCAACAAAUAACUAAAACAGUAUAUUUUAAUUUUUUGAAUUUUCAUUGUUGGACAUAAAAAAUGUAAAAACA